UAUUACGGCGUUGACUUGCGGCACCGAAGACUUGAGACUAUAAUGCAAGGCAAUGCAAUGCAAUGCAAUACCCACCACCUAUAUGCAGCUGCAUCUUCGACUAUUUGUAUUUGGUGACCGAUCGCCUCCACUGUUUUUCUUCUUUCUCACGUUUGAAGAUCUCUUGGGGAGGGAGAUGAGGAUAUGAUAGGAUAUAAAACAACACGCAUACUAGGCCAGAGGUAUAUAUCGUUGAAUUCGUGGGUUGAUUGAUGGGGAACAAAAAUUCGAGUCCUAGGAGAUUCUCAUCAGCAGCAGCACCGUCGUUUGAUUAUGAUCGCCACGAGCAAGAGCAUGGUCAGCAGCGUUGGUACAGCAGCAGUCCUCACCAUCCAUUGCCCAGCUGGCACCACCGCCAUCAUAAUCAUUCUCCGGUGGGUUACAGCUACGCACAAUCCCCAGCCCCUCAACGCCGCAGCCUGGAUACAAAAUUCUCCAGAAUUGCUGAUAACUACCAGACCUUGGAAGAGGUUACAGCUGCACUUGCCAGGUCCGGCCUAGAGUCCUCAAACCUCAUCGUUGGCAUUGAUUUUACUAAGAGCAAUGAGUGGACAGGAGCCAAGUCUUUUAACAGGAAGAGCUUGCACCAUAUAGGAGGUGCGCUGAACCCUUACGAGCAAGCAAUAUCUAUCAUUGGGAAAACUUUGUCCGCUUUUGAUGAGGAUAACCUGAUUCCAUGUUUUGGGUUUGGAGAUGCAUCAACACACGACCAAGAUGUCUUUAGUUUCUAUCCUAAUGCAAGGUUUUGUGAUGGAUUCGAGCAAGUGCUUAGCAGAUACAGGGGUUUAGUCCCUCAACUUAGACUUUCAGGUCCAACAUCGUUUGCUCCCGUCAUUGAAAUGGCCAUGGAAAUUGUGGAGGAAAGUGGAGGCCAGUACCAUGUUCUGCUCAUACUUGCUGAUGGCCAGGUGACAAGAAGCGUCGAUACUCCGCGCGGCCAGCUGAGCCAGCAGGAGAAAAAGACAGUUGAUGCCAUUGUUAGGGCGAGUGAUUAUCCCUUAUCAAUUGUUGUUGUUGGAGUUGGAGAUGGUCCAUGGGACAUGAUGCAGGAAUUUGAUGACAACAUCCCCACUCGUGCAUUCGACAAUUUUCAGUUCGUCAAUUUCACAGAGAUAAUGUCAAAACAUGUUGAUCAAUCGAGAAAAGAGGCAGAGUUUGCUCUUUCAGCACUGAUGGAAAUCCCUUCCCAAUAUCAAGCUACACUAGAACUCAACAUAUUGGGUCAUCAGACUGGAAUUGCUCCUAACCGCGUUGCUCUUCAACCACCCUCCAGCCGAGUUAAUGCCAAUAGCGGAUAUAAAUCUCACAGUUCAAGCAAAUUCCAGAAAAAUUCUCCCCUUUCUCCUGAACAUGAAACGAUGUCACAGAAUGCCUCAUCCUCUGGCUACCAUUAUGACAGCAGGGUUUGCCCCAUAUGUCUUAGUAAUUCAAAAGACAUGGCAUUUGGCUGUGGUCAUCAGACCUGUUGUGAAUGUGGAGUAGACCUCGAAUAUUGUCCAAUAUGCCGAAGCAUAAUCACAACGAGAAUCAAGCUUUAUUCAUAGGCAUGUGCGUAGAUACUUGUCUUCAAGAAUUCUCAAGGCAUUGUGGGGUAGAAGGCUUUCUACCCUGAGCUCAAGGCUGGAUACAAACUUCAAGAUCCCUUUGUCAGGCAACAAGUAAGAUUAGAGCCUCCAGAAAAUGAGCAUUUCAGAUGAAGAUACUGGAUUUAAUUUCGUUCUGAGAUGGGAUCUCCACUGCAAACACUGGAUGCUUAUUGCUUGUGAGCUUUCAACCAUGAUAAUGCAUGAGAACACUGCGAGUUAGAUCACCACCCCAGUGUUUGAAUUUUUCAUUCUCUCUUCCACGCCAACAUAGAGAUGAAUGGGUGGUGUUCAAUUCACAGUGGGUUUGAUUGCAUAGUAUAGGUAUAGGAACCCUUUGUAUCAUGUGUGUGUAAAAAUACUCUCUAUAUCUAUUUUCAAUGUACACGGUAUAUGGAAUUUUAAUUGAGAA
Molecule: messenger RNA, 2034 nt
Organism: Andrographis paniculata
Lineage: Eukaryota; Viridiplantae; Streptophyta; Magnoliopsida; Lamiales; Acanthaceae
Product: E3 ubiquitin-protein ligase RGLG1-like
Exons: 11
Coding region: 252-1583 (443 amino acids)
Source: RefSeq, a predicted model, not a curated record